UCAAAAUUCAGUCUUUACAGUCCAAAAAUAUUGCAAAAAAAGACAAAAAACCACAAAAUUUCAGGCAAUUCCGCGCAAAAGUUACCCGAAUUUUCACUCAAGGACCCACAGCCGAGCAUGUAUUAGCCGAGAAUGAACGGCAGCGCACGAUCGACCAAAAACGAACUAAAUUAAUUUUUCGCAGUGAAUUUGAAAGUUUCCGGCAUGAAUCCUGUUAAUCCAGCGCAAGAUAUGAACAUGAUUUGGAUGUCGGCUCCAACAUCGAUCGAGGGUUUCUAUCAAGCACAACAACAAUUGCCGAGUUUGGACGAAUUGACGCAACAAUCCGCAUUAAUGGAGGCACCCAUACAAGGUGACUUCCUCGGAGCAAGUCAAAUGGCAGGAUUACCCAUAAGUGCCGUGGAUUUGUUCAAUUUUCAACUCAUGCAACAGCAACAGGCACAGCAGCAACAGCAGCAACAACAACAACAACAACAAAUUGACAUGCAAAAUUACGCCUUGGCGAUGAGUAAUUUGAACGGCGGGCUUUUAAUGAAGGAUGACGACGACGUGGAAGGCGAUGCCGACGAAGAACUCGAGGAACAAGCGCAAUACACGGGAAAUUAUCAAUACAUCGAGAACUCAGAUGAUCAAGAAAACGCCAUUUUAAACGAAGAUUACAACAGUAGCAAUAGCAGCUCGGGCAAUUUUAUGCUCAGUCAGCAGCAGCAAAUGUUCAAUAUGCUCAAUAGCGGAAAACAGGGAAGCGUCGAUGCGGCGGCGAUGCAACAAUCGUUCCAACAAACCUUUGGGACGCGAUCCAAAGAGUCUUUCAAGAAAAUAAAGCCCGUUAAGAGGCCGGGGCUCGUGCUGAAAACACCGAUUGCGUAUCAGGGCAACAUCGAUCCCGCUGUCAUUCCAAUUCAAAGAGACGGAAUGGCUGUUUGCGAAAAAUGCGGUGCGAUCGGAGUAAAGCACUCCUUCUACACGAAACAGCGACGUUUUUGUAGUAUGACCUGCGCCCGUGGCUUUGAAUUGACCUCACAUUUGCAACCGUCGACAAGUGGUAACGUAAAAAUGGACGAAAAAGCGUCCAAAACCAGCAACAACAUGCAACAAGUACAAAACACAUUUAGAUUUAAAUUUUCCAAUGGCAAUGGGAAUGGUGCGGGAGGCGGCGUCAGUAGUGGCGACGAACAAAUGUACGCGCAAAAUGCCGAAAAUGGCAGUUCCGCGAAUGCCGCGUCAUCCGCUUCAAUGUUAUAUCGUGACAUAUUACCUCAGGAAGACUUACCUCAGAUACCAAAGGUGACUCGUUUGCCCUCGCCGUGCCCGCAAGACGACAAAAUCCAAACGAUUCGGCGGAGGCCAAACGAAUUUCCGAAUUCUUAUGACUGGACACCGCAACUUUCGCAUCCGGAUUUUUUUGCGGCGCCCGUGACGUGCUUUAGACACGCGCCGGGCUAUGAAAUGUGGCCAAAUAUCGUGACCGGCAUGAAAGUCGAGGUAGAAAAUACGGAUUGUGAUCAGACAUUUUUGACGGGAAAUACGCCGCAUUCCUUUUGGGUGGCGACAGUGCUGAAAAUCCAUGGAUACAAGGCGCUUUUGCGGUACGAGGGAUUUGAUGAUGAUGCGUCGCACGACUUUUGGGUGAAUUUGUGUUCGAGCGAAGUGCAUCCCGUGGGAUGGUGUGCGACGAAAGGCAAGCCGUUGAUCCAUCCGCGAUCAAUUGAGAAUAAAUACAGCGACUGGAAGGAAUAUUUGGUGCAGCACUUGUCGGGAGCGAGAACGCUGCCGUCAACGUUCUACAAUAAGAUUAAUGAUAGCUUGCGAUCGCGCUUCCGAUGCGGUUUGCUGCUGGAAGUUGUCGAUAAAAAUAGGAUCUCACAGAUGAAAGUCGCGACAGUGUGUAAAAUCGUUGGGAAACGAUUAUUUGUGAGAUAUUGGGAUAGCGGACCGGAAGAUGGAUUUUGGUGCCAUGAAGAUUCGUCUUUAAUUCAUCACGUUUCGUGGUCCAGUAGUGUUGGGCAUCCGCUUGAUGCGCCUCCAGAGUACAUGGAACGAAUGAAUGAUGAAAUUUUCCAACCACAAGAGAACGAUUCAACAGUUGAUCUGUUCAAGACAAAUUUCUCCUUCGAAGAUUACUAUUUGGAGGAGCAAACACCGCGAUUCCUCAAAGGAAUGAAACUCGAAGCCAUAGACCCACUGAAUCUUUCAUCAAUUUGCGUCGCGACAGUCAUGAAUGUCCUUAACUUUGGUUACAUCAUGAUUCGGAUCGACUCGUACGAGCCAGAUGCGACAGGAGCAGACUGGUUCUGCUACCACGAAAAAUCUCCAAGUAUUUUCCCAGCUGGAUUUUGUGCGAGAAACGGCAUAAAUUUGACACCACCGAAGGGAUACGAUUCGGAAUCCUUCUCAUGGGACCAAUAUUUGAUCGAUACCUCAAGCGUUGCGGCGCCCGUUGAUCUUUUCCCGACAGAUAGACACAGACAACGAUUCAAAGUUGGAAUGAAAGUAGAAUGUGCUGAUUUGAUGGAUCCAAGAUUAGUUUGUGUCGCCAGCAUCUCUCGCGUCGUCGGAAAUCUCCUAAAAAUACAUUUUGAUGGAUGGGAGGAUGAGUACGAUCAAUGGCUACAUUGCAACAGUUCCGACAUUUAUCCCGUCGGAUGGGCAUUUUUGGUGGGUCACAAACUAGAAGGUCCCCGAGUUCUACCAAAGCUUCCGCCAAAAAUUUCUCCUAAGCUCAGCAGGAAGAAGCGUGGCAGGAAAAAAGGUGUCAAAAAUACCAUCGAUGAUCAAAAAGUCGCUCCCUUCACUCGAACGGCGCAAAUCAAGAAGGAACAAGAAGAGUUCGAGCACCAAAAACAACAAUCAAAAACCGCCAAACGUUCAUCGAACCACCUUUCCGUCAAAGUAGAGCCAAAAAUGGAGCCUCUCGAGUCACGCAUGGACCUUCCUCCCGCCCAAAUGAUGAUGGACGAAGAAGAAGACGACGACUACGAGAGUUCGCUCAAUCAGAGCUUUGAUGCUUCCACGACAUCCAAAAAUGACGAAUUAACUGAUCUCGAUUUCAGCGUCGAUCAUCACGAAUUGCCGCAAAUGAGUGCCAUGCAGGCACCGCAAGACCCCCCAGAACCCGAAGAAGACGAAGAAACGGAAGAAAAUGAACCUUCCUCCAAAUACAUUCCAAAAUUGAAUGGAGCAAGUAGCACGAGUUCGCCCGAAAAAGCCGAAAAUUCAUCACUAAUCUGUCCCGAUACGUGGAGCAACGACGACGUCUUGCAAUUCCUCACGGUAAACGACUGUGCGGCACAUCGCGAAUCCUUCUCUCAAGCGGGUGUCGAUGGAAAACGCUUGCUUGAACUCACAAAAGACGACAUCAUUGGCAUGCUCGGCAUGAAAGUCGGGCCCGCACUCAAAAUCUACGACUUAAUUCAGCAACUCAAGUGUCGCGUCAACCCGAAACUCCUCAAGGGAAGCAUGAACAAGAAAUUCUUAUAGUUAAUUACGGCGGUGAUAACCGUAUUCAUCUAAAAGUUUAAAAAGUCUCAAUCAGCAAAAAGUAGCAAAGUAAGGAUUUGUAAAAUACAAGUUUUAAGGAAAAUUUUUUAAUGUUAAGAAAUUUAAACAGAAACUUAUGAAAAACGUUUCGUUACUUAGAAACUCUCUCCAAAUUUUGGUUGCCAUACGAUUUUUUUUAAACAGAGUUAACGUUUUGAAGAUUUAUUUGAUGAAGCAAAAAUAUAUUGAACAAAUUGUGAUUUUCAAAAAAAUAAAAAGAUUUCUUCAAAAAAUUGAUUUGAAACAGGUUUGAUAUAAAUAUUAAAUAAAAAUAGAAAUAACGAGAAAAAGUAUAUGAUAAAAAUAUAUUAGAGAUACGGUUAAUUUUAAAGUUAAGAAAAGAUAGGCAUGUAAGCAAUAGACGUUAAAUUUGUAAGAUA
This is a messenger RNA of Culicoides brevitarsis, 3920 nucleotides long. RefSeq names its product polycomb protein Sfmbt (gene Sfmbt). The record is from RefSeq and is a predicted model, not a curated record. Gene Ontology annotation, biological process: negative regulation of DNA-templated transcription; heterochromatin formation. The transcript is spliced from 10 exons. Gene Ontology annotation, cellular component: nucleus. Lineage: Eukaryota; Metazoa; Arthropoda; Insecta; Diptera; Ceratopogonidae. Gene Ontology annotation, molecular function: zinc ion binding; chromatin binding. Bases 205 to 3480 code for a protein of 1091 amino acids.